Oxyura jamaicensis (ruddy duck) is the source of this 1300-nucleotide messenger RNA. It is a transcript of the gene KCNRG, whose product is annotated as potassium channel regulator. Gene Ontology annotation, molecular function: protein binding. Bases 284 to 1102 code for a protein of 272 amino acids. The transcript is spliced from 2 exons. Gene Ontology annotation, biological process: negative regulation of delayed rectifier potassium channel activity; protein homooligomerization. Gene Ontology annotation, cellular component: endoplasmic reticulum. Lineage: Eukaryota; Metazoa; Chordata; Aves; Anseriformes; Anatidae. The record is from RefSeq and is a predicted model, not a curated record.
GCUGUCUUCCAGUAGUCCUUGCAAGCAGCUCACUUCAAAAAUACAAAGCUAAGUUCCAAGAAUCAGUCUCCAAGCAACCGAGCCCUGCAAACAAAACUAUUGUACGCGCUAUUUACAGCUUUGUUGCCUGGGAAGCCUGUCGCUGCUCCACACCUCGCUCCAAACGCUCGCAGAAAGCGGCGAGUGCUUCGUGCAGCUGCAGAUGGCUCGCAGUUUAGGAAGGAUCCAGCCACAGACGGGGAGAGCAGAGCGUCGUAAUAAUUCUUGACGGGCUGAGACGGCAAUGAGCAGUCGGGAGGUGGUCGCUCUGAGCGUGGGAGGCGUGAGAUUUGUAACCCGGGCGUCCACCUUGCGGCAGUUCCCUGAGUCCAGGCUGGCGCGGAUGUUGGGCGAAGAUGACCAGGAAUUUAAGCUGGUGAACGGGGAGUUUUUUGUGGACAGGGACGGAGCUUUGUUUAGUUACAUCCUGGACUUUCUGAGGACUCUGCAGGUCUCUCUGCCUGCUGACUUUACAGACUUUGAGAGGCUGCGCAGAGAAGCAGAGUUCUACGAGCUCUACCCUCUGGCUGACCUCCUGGGCCAGGAACACCUGCUGAAGCCAAGGCUGGAGAUCCUGGAGGUGCGUUUUUUCCUCCAGGAGACGCAGGCUUUUUUCCGGGUCUUUGGUUCCUGCAGCACCACCGUGGAGAGGCUCGCUGACCAGAUCAUCGUGUUCACUGGGCAGAGCUGGAGCAGCCCUUUUCCUUCUCAGAAACCACUCGUUCCACUUCCCUUGGAAAGACCUUCUCAUCACGAGCUGGUUUUUCAGUGUGGAACUGAAUACAUCGCCGGUGACCAGUUUGUGGCCAGGUAUGUUUCCAUAAAGCCUGACAACAGGAAGCUGAUUAACGGUGUUAACGUGCUGGGCCUGCUGCUUGACACCUUACUCAAAGACGGAUUUCGCCUCAUAAGCACCAGGACGGUUUCCAGUGACGAAAAAGUCGAAUGCUACAGCUUCGAAAGGCUGAAGAGGCCGGCAGGCCUCGCUGUCACCGUGAGCCAAACCCCAGGGAGCUCUGGGACAGCGCAGGCAAAGAGAAGCCACACGCAGAAGGGGAAAUAAAGCCUUUUCCUGUAACCUUUUGAAGGUGGAAGAGGGGUGUGUCAGCACCAGUGGCCUUUUUUGUUUGCUUGUUUGAAACUGCAGCUAUUGAGGGAAGUAACAAACAAACAUUUUUUUUUUAAGUAUUUGGAAAAAAAGUUGCCUUCCUGCCUUUGAGUGCUCCACCCUCUUCAAUUCUAAAUAAACGAGCCACAGAUU